Messenger RNA from Chlamydomonas reinhardtii, 3502 nucleotides. RefSeq lists its product as uncharacterized. Gene Ontology annotation, molecular function: methyltransferase activity. The transcript is spliced from 5 exons. Bases 361 to 3279 code for a protein of 972 amino acids. The record is from RefSeq and is a predicted model, not a curated record. Gene Ontology annotation, cellular component: nucleolus. Lineage: Eukaryota; Viridiplantae; Chlorophyta; Chlorophyceae; Chlamydomonadales; Chlamydomonadaceae.
ACGAAUCGGACUGUCUCUGUAUCACCAUCAGUAAUCGAUUCCAUCCUAUGCCUACACAAUGCAUCUGACAAUUUUGAAGCUUUGUGCUCUUGAAGCCGGUCACCAUGAGGCCGUGCCCGCCGUGGCCUAAACCCAGCCCCCAUUCGCCGUGCCGUGCAUCCCCUCCCCUCCCAAACCGGCGAACCCAACCCUCUUCCCCGCCCCCCGUUGUGAAUUACUUGUUCCGUAAACUCCAAAGUACCUGGACUAUGAAUGAAAGCUUGGAUAUCACAACGCAUCGACACCUGCUAGUAUCAUAGGAUGGCCGAGUAGCUGAAUUGACUUGACUUCCGUAGCAUAUUUACCUGCAACCUGCUAACCAUGGAGCCGCUCGGUUUUGAUGGCGAGGUCGCUGACUUUGGCGUCUGGGAUGUCCCGUUUUCGGGCGGCGGAGCAUUCGAUUAUCCCGCAGCACCAAAGCGGCUUGUUUCAGCACAACCUGAAAAGAAAAAGAAAUCAAACAAGCACCUGUCGCAGCACCAUUUCGAGGACAUUCUCGAUAAGCCCGUCAAGCUCGGCGCAGACCUGCUCAAGCAGCUGCAUGAUAAGACUUCAGAAGUCCCUAAAAAGACAAAGCGUGCAGUGGAAGGCGAUGCGGAGUCCGGCAAACCCGCCGCCAAGGCAGCAGGUGCCGCCGCAGAGCUCCCUGGCACCUCCGGCGCCAAGCCCGCCGGCCGCGAGGCGCGUGGCAAGAAGCGCGCGGCGGAGGUUAGUCCUGAAGCGGCUCCCGCAGCUGCAGCUUCAGCAGCUGUACCUGCGGAGCCCACGAGAGCCGCCAAGGCGCCUGCGAAGGCGCCGUCGCAGGCGCUGCCGGGGCCGCCCAACACGGAUGGCGACGCCGCUGCUGCCGCCACAGCUGCCGUUGCUGGUGGCGCCUCCGGCGAGGCACCUGGACAGGCGAAAGAGGGAAAGAAGCACAGCAAGAACAAGUUCAAGCAGCACCAGGACGGGCAGCAGCAGCAGCAGCAGCAGCAGCCAAACAUCAAGCCGCCGGCCGCCGCAGCUGCUACCAACGGUAAAGCUGCACAAGCUGUGAGCAAGCCGGGCAAGGGCGAGGCAGCCAUGACGCCCGUGGUGGCGCCUCCGGACAAGGCUGAGGUGGCAGCGAGCAAGGGCGGGGCGGGCAAAAUGGCUCCGGGAGCUGCAAAGGAGGCCGAAGCUGCGCCGGCGGAGGUGGCGCAGCCGUCACACAAGAAGCAGAAGCGCCAGCAGCAGCUGGCCACUGAAGAGGGCGAUGGAGAGCCUACAGAGGCGAAGAAGGCAGGGGUUGCAAGUGCCAAGAAGGUGACGCCGGCGCCGACGUUGACACCGCAGCAGCAGCAGCCGCAGGUGCAAAAUGCGGGCAAGGAGGGAAAGGUAAAGGAGCAGCAGAAGGAGCAGGCGGAGCACACUGCGGCAGCAGCGGCGGCAGCGGCGGCAGCAGCAGCGGCUGCAGAGGCAGAGGCAGCGGCUAGUAGGAAGGCCGCAGCGGCGGCAGCUGCUGCGGCAGCGGCAGCGGAGGCGGCCGAGGCAGCUGCUAGGAAGAAAGCAGCUGCUGCAGCAGCUGCGGCGGCGGCAGCGGCACAGGCGGAGGUGGCUGCUGACAAGAAGGCAGCGGCGGCGGCGGCGGCUGCAGCAGCGGAGGCGGAGGCGGCUGCUAGAAAGAAGGCAGCGGUGGCUAAGAAGGCUGUGGGCAAGGUGGUAGAUGGGCCCAAGGGGCAGGCAGCUGCCGCCGCGGCGACGGCGGCUGAGGGAGGUGAGGAUGAGGUCGUGGCUCCUCCAGCGGCCAAGAAGGCCCGGACCAAGGAGCCGGCGGCGCCCCAGGAGCAGGGGCAGGGGCAGGCGGCAGCCGCGGGGAGCAAGCAGGGCAAGCAGCAGCAACAGCUGCCACAGCAGCGGCCACAGCCAAAGGGCACGGAGCGUGGUGCGCAGGAGCACGAGGGUGCCGAGCGGCCGCAGGCCAAGAAGCAGGUCAAGGAGGGCAAUCCGGCGCCCAAGUCCCAGCAGCAACAGCAGCAGCCAGCGGCCGCAGCUGCGAAACCAGCAGUAGCAGCUGUAGCAGGACAGGACGGGAAGAAGGGCGGGAAGGUUCCUAAGGCCGCCCCAGCCGCGGCUCCAGUCACUACAUCCGCGCCGCCUGGUGCGCCGCCGGCGCUCGCCAGGCCCGCACAUGCCACCACCGCCGCCAGCCUGGCGGCGGCACUUGGCGGCAAGGCGGCGGCGCCGGCCGCUGCCGGCCACAAGCUGACACACGCCGAGGCGCUGGCGGCGGCGCGCGCGAAGCAGCAGGCCGCCGCUGCGGCGGCGGCGGCCAACGGACCGGCGGUGCCAGCUGAUGACAGCGACGACGACGAUGCCGGCGGCGCCGCCGGGGCCGUUGUUGGGCUGCGACGGCCGCUGGGUGGCGCCGCCGCAGGCGCCGCGGGUAAGGGCAGGAAGGCGGCGGCGGCGGCUGCCGGCGGCGGCUUCCUGGACAAGCUGCGGGCGCGGCUGGCGGGCGGGCGGUUCCGGUACCUCAAUGAGGAGCUGUACACACAGAGCGGCGACAACGCCUUCGCCAUGAUGCAGGCCCAGCCGGAGCUGUUCAGCCAGUACCACGAGGGCUUCCAAAAGCAGACUAAGGGCUGGCCCAAGCAGCCCGUGGACGUAGCCAUUGCCUGGCUGAGGGCCAAGAAGAACGAGGUCAAGGUGGCAGCGGACUUUGGGUGCGGGGACGCCAAGAUCGCAGCCAGCGUGCCGCAGGAGGUGCACUCGUUUGACCUGAUUGCCUCCGCUCCGGGUGUGGUGGCGUGCAACAUGUCGGCGGUGCCGCUGCCGGACGCCGCCGUGGACGCGGCCGUGUUCAGCCUGGCGCUCAUGGGCACAGACUACGGCGCGUUCCUGGAGGAGGCGGUGCGCGUGCUCAAGCCCAAGGGCUACCUGUGGAUUGCCGAGGUGCGCAGCCGCUUCGCGCCCCAGGGCGACGGCGACGACGACGACGAGCAGGCGGGCAGCGGCAGCGACGACGAGGCGGGCGCCGGCGGCGGCGGUGGGCGCGGGCGCGGCGGCGCGGGUGGUGGCUCGGAAGACUUCCGGCCCUUCUUGGCGUGCCUGAAGCAGCUGGGGCUGAAGCUGCUGAGCGAGGACGCUCACAACAAGAUGUUUGUGGUGUGGGUGCUGCAGAAGAAGCCCGAGGGCGAGGGCGGCAGGGGCAAGGCGGGCGCAAAGAAGGGUGGAAUCCCCUGGCCGCCGCUGAAGGCGUGCAUGUACAAGAAGCGGUAGCUUGGUUCUGGUGAAGUUGUGCUUGCGGAGAGGUGCCUGGUGGAUGGAUUAAGGCGAGAGCUCGAGAGUGUGUGAUGAGGUUAGGGAGCGAAUUGCUGUGGGAGUCCGAGAGACCGAGACCCGCGGCAUUCUUGAACAUGCGGACAUGCCGACGACCGAGGAAUGCCGGUUUGGGAGCUGGUCAGCUGGCGGCUGCUUGACUGUGAUCCCACCACCUGAAGCC